This is a messenger RNA of Folsomia candida, 2572 nucleotides long. RefSeq lists its product as uncharacterized. Gene Ontology annotation, molecular function: protein binding. The transcript has 5 exons. The coding region runs from base 64 to 2373 and encodes 769 amino acids. Lineage: Eukaryota; Metazoa; Arthropoda; Collembola; Entomobryomorpha; Isotomidae. The record is from RefSeq and is a predicted model, not a curated record.
AGAUGUAAGCUUUAGGCUGAAACCUGACUGGAGGCAUAGUACGCACCCGUCAACUCAACACACAUGUUCACUUGCACCACAGUUUUUCAAAACAAUUUUAUCAUAAUUUGCUUAAAUUUCCUAAAAAUGGGUAGAAAUAAGGUAAAGAAAAAUAAUCACGACAUUACCAUCAGUGAAUUGGAAACACCACUUAAAUGGAUAAAUGAAUUGCCCGAACUUGAACUUACUGUAGCUGACCUGUCCUCAAUUGAACAUUGGUUACAUCGUCAUUGUUCCACGAGCGAAACUACCAAACAAACAAUUUGUGUCCAACCGUGUAAAUUAUUGGCUCGAGCAUGUAUCCAAAUUUGUGUUGAGUGCACUUCAAAAAAUUGCGGAACAGCGCAAGCAAGUCUAAAUUGGUUAAGUGUUCUGAGGUCCGAGUAUGCUGCACAAUUUUCCGUGAUGAACAUCGACCCUGAAUCUUUGACUUAUAUCGUGGACGCUAUGAAAUUAUGUGUGAAAGAUUUACACACGAGGAACUGCGAUUCAAACAGUGAUUGUGGAUAUGAAGGAAGCUUAUCCGACUUACAGAUAGAUUUUAAACUCUUAUCCAAACCAACGCAAAAUACUGUUCGAUGUCUUCAGAGUGUUAAACUGUUGUUUUAUAGCACCCUUUAUUUUCCACUGGGUGUACAAGAACACUUUGCUAAAGAACUUUGUAUUCCCAAAUCUAAAAACCCGAUGGAUGAAUAUUUACCAAGUUCUGAGCUCACUCAUCAAUAUGUCCGAAUACUGAGGAGAAUUCGACACCAGAGCCGAAACGAGACUUUGGGAAUUAAAGCUGUGAUACCUUGGCCGCAAGAGUUGACCUGGAUAAACAAAGCGUUGAAAUUGGACCCCAAAAACCAUAAGAUAAAAACAACCCUGUACGAACUUUUGUAUGAUUUUGUCCAAAUCAAAACCAAAAUUACUUAUUGGACACCGUUUGAGAUAUGUGGACAACAAUUUACAACUUGUGAACAAAUAGUUAGAUUUCUUGAUGAGGAAAUAAGGGAAUUGCUACCCCAUCACUCAGAAUCGAUCCGUUUAAAAAAUUUGGCAACAAAAUUGAAUAUCUGCAAAUUGUACAGAGAAAUAUUUACAGAUAGAGAAUCACAAUUUGGAUUUAGGGGAGUGGACAGAUCGUUACAAUUAAACUCUGAUUCUUCAUCUGCAAAUUGGUUGAUCGGGCAACGGGACAUUCACUAUGGUAAUUACGACAAAGCCAUACGCCACUUUAAAACUGCAAUGGAAGCUAAACCAUUGUCCCCGAAAUAUACGUUAACUUAUCUUCGAGCCCUCGUUGCUUCGGUGGACGUUGAAAAGUUUGUAGGAACGAGAUGUGAAAUGGUGCCAAUAAUUACGCAAGCAAUCCAAGACAAAAUAUUAUUUGGCAUCCUGCACAAAUGGGCUCCUUGGAAUAUUCGCCACAUGCAGUUUCUGAUCGGUUUGAUGAAUUGGAUUUCUGAUGGUGCAUUCAAAGAAUGGUUGAGAUUUGUUGGGUAUUCCAAAUUUCUGGAACAGUUCAACUACUUAUCACCAUUCGGAAUGAAAAUUUUAAUGCUUCCUACCGAAGGAUCUGCCGUGACUAUCGAAGCUCUAAUAAACCACUGCACGAAACUGAAGCAUUUACGAGACACCACUUUAUCCGAGUAUGAUUUCAUAACUUCUCUGCGAAACUUUUUGUCCCAACGUUUCGGUCAACAGGACCAUAAAUCCAGAGCCCGAUUGGAUCACUGGACUGGGAACGUCUACAACGAAUUAUACUCCAGAAAUCUUCGCCCAGUGAAGAAAUUAAUUAAAAUUAAGAAAAAUGAGGAAAUAUUACUUUCUCCAACGGAUUGGUUAAGACUUCAGGAGAAAAGACUAAUUGCAGAGAUAGACCAGGGGAAAAGAAUCGAAAAACAGGCCUGGUACAACAACAAAAUAAAGCCAGAAAACACCUACCAGAUUAAACUUCCGUAUGAAUCCGGCAGCCGGAUUCACGGAAAUCUAACUUCAGCCGAAGUCAAAUCAAAAAAUGCCGGAUCCGGAAAGAUGGGUGAAUCCUCAAAAACAGGAAUUGGGACUCGGACUUCCGGACUAAAAUCCAACCCAGAUUCAUGCGGUACACUACUUGAGAAAAAGGGGGCUACAGAAGUAACGGAAAUUAUUGCGUCAAAAUCUCUUCUCAAAAAGGUUACUAGUCAAGGGCAGCAAACAUUCAAUGUGAACGUGGUCCCAUCAAAAGUGAAACGAGGAAUAAAGUUCGUCAAGAAAGAAUCGGAAAAGAAAGUACCAAAAGCAAUAGUUGGCCGAAUUGGUAAACGUGAGAAUAAAAUGAUGGAUUUUGACUUUUCCAUCGCGAAUUAAGAACAGAAUUAUGUUAUCUACUAAUUACGCAACUUUUGCUUUAUGUGGCCAUUAUAUUGUUCUUUAUGUACACAGAUGCCUACAUUUUUCUAAUAAUGUUGCUUGCUUUAAUCCCUAAAUAUUUAAACAUUUAUUGUACCUGCAUACGGAACACAUUUCAGAAAUGAACUAAAUAAAAUUUAAUUGUGAUAUUUUAACA